GCAGAUGAAAUCAAGGUUGAUAUAUUGACUGCAACCCAAGAUAAGGAUAAUGUCAAACGUACCGAGGAAGUAUCCAGAGCAUUUAUAUCUGACACAAUCACAGUUCCGACUGCAGAGAUGUUUAGCUACGCGAUACGCUCUUCUCUCGGUGACGAUGUAUAUUUCGAACCUUCCACUGCCGCGCUUGAAGAACAUAUCGCUCAACUUGCGGGAAAGGAGGCAGGGAUUUUCCUACCUACGGGUACAAUGUCUAAUCAGAUAGCGCUUCGGACACUUCUGGAGCAACCACCUUACUCAGUCCUUUGCGAUGUACGGUCGCAUGUUUACCGGUUCGAGGCAGGGGGACUAGCCUUCCACUCUGGUGCUCACAGCACACCUGUCAUUCCAUCCAACGGACAUCAUUUAACACUGGAAGAUAUCGAGGAUCACGUUAUACUGAGCUCUGACGUACAUGUGUGGGUUUUUUAUAUCCUUUUCGUUGUUCUAUUAUAUUUGAAGUCCUUCGCUAGUGCACCUACUCGUGUGAUUACACUUGAGAAUACUCUCAACGGCACAAUCAUCCCACAGAACGAGAUAUACAUGAUAUCGGAAUUCGCUCGCAGUAAGAAGAUAAAGAUGCACCUUGAUGGAGCACGCAUAUGGCACGUCGCAGCGGAGACAAACACUUCAAUCCGUGAACUUUGUAGUCCCUUCGAUUCGGUUAGCUUGUGCUUGAGCAAGGGUUUGGGAGCUCCCAUAGGAACGUGCCUUGUUGGAACUAAGCCUUUCAUAAGAAAGGCACGUUGGUUCCGUAAGCUCCUUGGCGCUGGUAUGCGCCAAACCGGCUUCCUUGCUGGAGCUGCUGCCUACGCUCUUGCUAACAACUUCCAGCUCCUUCCGCGGGUGCAUGCGCUGGCCAAACACAUGCAGCAAGGUCUAGAGAAGUUGGGAGUUGGGAUUCUAAGUCCAGCAGAGACAUGCAUGGUAUUCUAUGACCCCGAUCCUAUCGGGGUAGAAUAUUGGGAAGUUGUUGAACCACUGUGA
Messenger RNA from Serpula lacrymans var. lacrymans S7.9, 1023 nucleotides. RefSeq lists its product as uncharacterized. Gene Ontology annotation, cellular component: cytosol. NCBI's taxonomy places the organism in Eukaryota, Fungi, Basidiomycota, Agaricomycetes, Boletales, Serpulaceae. Gene Ontology annotation, biological process: glycine biosynthetic process; L-threonine catabolic process. The record is from RefSeq and is a predicted model, not a curated record. The coding region runs from base 118 to 1023 and encodes 301 amino acids. The transcript is spliced from 8 exons. Gene Ontology annotation, molecular function: L-allo-threonine aldolase activity.